Metarhizium robertsii ARSEF 23 is the source of this 1242-nucleotide messenger RNA. RefSeq names its product YTH domain protein. The coding region runs from base 1 to 1242 and encodes 413 amino acids. The record is from RefSeq and is a predicted model, not a curated record. The transcript is spliced from 2 exons. Lineage: Eukaryota; Fungi; Ascomycota; Sordariomycetes; Hypocreales; Clavicipitaceae.
AUGCGAUUGAUAAUGAUGGGAAUGAUUCCUGCGUAUGCGACCUUGUUUGCCGCAGCCGCAGCCGCCGCGGCAUCCUCGAACGGAACCAUGUUCGCCGCAGCACCGGGUUUAUGGAAUGACCCCUGCGCGCUGGGCUGCCUCGCGGGGAAUACCUGUCCGGGGAGGGACAAGAACUGCCUAUGCGAUAACGUUGAUCUGGUGACUUCGGAUGCGUCGAGGGGCUGUCUCCGGGACGGCUGCCCGAAUGUGAAAGCUGACGACGUGGUUGGACAGCUCCGCGGCGAGUGCUCUGGCAAGAAGACGAAGACGGCCAAGGGAAGCCCAGUCGUGUCCAUGCAGGAGAGCACCAGCGGUGCCGCCGCGGGAUCGAGUCCGACUGUCAACGGCGUCAACUCUGUCGGCGGCUCGAGCCUUGUCCCUUCAAGCCCAUCUCCGCCAUCCCCGUCGGCGACGGAGGGCACAUCGUCCACGGCGUCUGCGGGCUCUCCCGUUGCUCCGACGGCAGCUUCUCCAGGCCCCUGGACGGGCGUUCCCACGGUGAUUCUCAACACGUACACGGCGUCUUCUCUGCUAUCACAGAUAUCCGGACUCGUCGUGGCAACUUCCACUCCCCAUACGUCAACCGCAAGCACAACCGGCGGCGGCGUCGUCGUCGCCGCCGGCAGUGGCAGCAACGGCGGCCGCAGCACAACGCCCCCUUCGCCAAAGGGCACAACGUCUUCCACGAGCGACCAAGACACAGACUCGCACGACUCCCAACUGUCGGCGGGAGCCAAAGCCGGCAUCGGCAUCUCCAUAGCCGUACUAUGCCUCGGCAUCAUAUCGGCCGUGUUCUUCUUUGCCUGGCGAAGACGCCGGGGCCAGAGAAACUCGGGCCUGCGCGAGGACACCAUCUCGUGGCUGGGGCACGCGGGGGAGAAACACCGCACGCUGCAGGCAAUUCCGGCAUUUGGGCCGACGAGGAAAAUAGGCGGCGGCGGCGGCGACGGCUUCGGUUCCGGCGGUUUGGCCAUGAGUCUCGAGCCCUCGAGCCAUUUGACCUACUUGUCGCUCGGGUCCGAGCCGAGCCCUAGGGAUGAGAUGGGCGGCAUCGGGAUGGCCCUGUCGUCAGACACGCAUGAUUUGUUGGACUCGCGGACACUGGUUGCCGAGGGGGAUUCAGAGACGCCGCUGCGAGACGGCGACUUGGAUAGUCCUGUGAUUCCGCGCUUUGUGGUGCCGCACGGGUAUUCGCUUGCGUAG